ACAUUGAUUUUUAUCAUUAUCGUUAUAAAGAAAACAUUUUAUAUAUUCAAUCACAUUAGUGAUUUUCAUAAAACGGACUGGCAAAUACUUGUUAGGUCGGUUUGAUUGAGCCUGUGCUUUGACAGAACUAGAAAGUGAGACAUAAAAAAUGUAAAAUUCAGUUUAUGUUAUAUUAAAAGAAAAAACAAAAAAGAAAACAAAAACAAACAAACAAAUCAUAUAGAGAAAAUAACAGAAUCGCUAAAGAAAGCCCAACACGACAAAAUUGGAAAUGUUGCAUGCUCGGUUUGACUAAGCCUGUUCAUGGACGGUACUGGAAAGUGCAAGUUACCGCCCACACCUUCUAACACCAGCUAACGUAGAAUUCAACAUUUAAACACGAAAAUGGUGAACUUUGGAAUUUAUCAACAUCCGCUGAUGUGUUCACACGGAACCAUCACAAACAACAACAACAACAAACACAAAACGACGACAAAAACGAAAUUAACGCCUUUUAAAUAAAACAAAAACCGUUUAAAUUGUACAGCAUUGAAAUUAACACCUUUGCUGCUAAUACCAGCCAAAAUGAACAUUACACUGCGAACAUCAUUAUCGAUUGCCAUUGUUUUACUGAUAAUGCGGAAAGAUCAUACAGAUGCAUGCUGCUUUCCAAGCCAAUUUGAAGGUCAACUAAACAUUUUGAUGCCAAAGGAAAAUAAUGCCGGGUCUUACAAGGAGAAAGAUAUUGACAUCACGUUUGACUGGACAAAAAGACGCAUAAGAGAGUACUUUCCAGCUGAAGGUUAUGUGCAAUUACUGUUUUUCGAAAAGGCUGUCAGCUAUAUCAUCCAGAAUUCAACUUGCAGUGUCGGACAACUGUCUCCUUUCCCAUACGGAGCAUUCUGUGUCCCAGAUAAUGCUAAACGUAUGAAAAGUUACACACUUGGUAUGAAAAAGCAGAUAAAUGUCACUGAUUAUUUGUAUACAAUGGAUCAAAUGCAGAUAUUGCGGACAAUAUCUGACAAAUGUGUGCCGGUGGCGGAUUUAUAUUUCCAGGAGAAGUCAAACUUUAUCACAUACAUGGUCACCUAUCAGAACUUGACUCCUGGAAUUAAAGACGAAAAGGUGUUUGAUGUACCAAGUUUCUGCAAAUCAAGCACCAAGAAGAAAAUAAAUUCACGAAUAAAGAAGACCAAUCUUUUCUGGGAUGCCUUCGUUUAAAGUGCAGUGAUUUUAUCAGCGUUUUCGAAAAUGUGAAAUAUAUAAAGAUAUGUUUCCAUUUACAAGGAAUAUAAAUCGGAUAAACAUAACGUUUUAAAAGACCAAAGUGAAAGCAAAAUGUUUGUUUAGAACAAAGAAAAGAAAAACAACAACUAAAUAACUGAACACGUUACACAACUAACUGUUUUCAUUUUCGUUUUACCAUUAGUAUGAUUGAUAGUUUGAAACUUGGAAAUAUCUGAUAUUGACACUUUUCUAAAACUAUUAGCAUGAAAUCAUGCCUUAAUAUUAUAGUUAGUUUGUACACAUAAUGUAUUAAGAAAUCAAAAUAUCAUUCAUGUA
Ruditapes philippinarum (Manila clam) is the source of this 1542-nucleotide messenger RNA. RefSeq lists its product as uncharacterized. The coding region runs from base 565 to 1200 and encodes 211 amino acids. The record is from RefSeq and is a predicted model, not a curated record. NCBI's taxonomy places the organism in Eukaryota, Metazoa, Mollusca, Bivalvia, Venerida, Veneridae. Gene Ontology annotation, cellular component: extracellular region; lysosome. Gene Ontology annotation, biological process: cell-matrix adhesion. The transcript is spliced from 8 exons. Gene Ontology annotation, molecular function: calcium ion binding.